UAUGCACACACUCUGAUGGGGGUGGGAAGGUAAAGCCUCCCACAGUUCCGCUGCUUGGCGCCUCGGGCUGCGGCUCAGGCGCUAAUGAAGAGCUCAAUUUAGCCAGUGACGCGCCAGCAGCAUAGCCACGCGCGCUGACUGGCUGAGAGUGCUGCUGACAUCACACUCCCUGGCCGUUGAUUUGCCGCCGUCUCCGAGCUUUUUUGGGGGGGUUUGAGUCUCAGCCAUGGGCUCCGGCAGUUAAGCUACAGACAGAGCAGCCGCUGCAGAGAGGAAGGGAAAGAGAGCGCGGGAGCGGUAGAGGAAUAAAGACAGAGAGGGAGAGAAACUGAGGAGAGAGAAAGGGUGAAACAAUAAAAAGGGGGGAGGGGGAAGCUGCUUUGGGGAGUUUUUGUUUUCGAGCAGCAAUAACUUCUACAGCCAAUGCAUCGUCUGGUACUAUGGAAACUAAAGCAUUGACCAAUGAAAAUGACGGAGGCGACUAUGUUGCAGGGUCGUGAGAGGCAUGAGUGGCUCGUUGGCGCCCGCUGCUGUUACGGCCAGGAGCCAGUGCUGGUGACGGGGACAUGGGCCUCUCCCUCAGGGCUUCCACCGCGCUCCACACUCGCCACCGCCACCACCACCACCACCAGCUCCACUGCUGCCUCGCUCACUGGGACGCCUGGUCCGGCCGUCACCACGACAACACGCUACCGCAGGCCCAUCCACAAAUUCAGCACUGGGUCCCGAGCUCUUGGUAGAUGCUCUAAGUAGCCUUCUCUGAUGAGGAUGUCUGAUCCUGUCACUGUCAAGGAGACGAGUGAAAGUAUGAGAGUCGUGGAGGAGGAGAGUGACUCUGCGCCAGAGCCCCAGGUCCCGACCUCGUCCGACAGCCAGGACCGGCCGGAGCCAUAUAAGGAGGAGAGCUGCCAGGACAACCAGAAAGAGACGCAGCAGCAAGGCUCUGGACACACAGAGAACAGGCCUAAGUCGAAUGCAAAGUUUAAGUUAGUUCGGAGCCUGGCCAUUUGCGAAGAGCCCUCUCCUCCCUCUGUUUCCACAGAAACGCCUGGAGAACCUCAGGGGGAAAUCCAGAUCCAGCUUUCCCAGUCAUUUGACACAGAGGAGACGCCUCCACCCAAGAAUGAGGACGACGAAGACAAAUGCCCUGACAUGCUGGAGAAGUCUGAGAAAACGCCACGGAAGAUGCUGUCUCGAGAUUCCAGUCAAGAAUACACAGACUCAACUGGCAUCGAUCUCCAUGAGUUCUUGGUGAACACACUGAAAAACAAUCCCAGGGACCGAAUGAUGUUGCUAAAGUUGGAACAAGACAUUCUUGACUUCAUCAGUAAUAACGAAAGCCAGAGGAGAAAAUUUCCUCCGAUGACCUCAUAUCAUCGAAUGCUGCUACACCGGGUUGCUGCAUACUUUGGCCUCGAUCACAAUGUUGACCAGACCGGGAAAUCUGUCAUCAUCAACAAAACUAGCAAUACAAGAAUACCAGAUCAAAAAUUUUCAGUGCAUAUCAAAGACGAUAAAACGGAUGACUUCCAGAAACGCUACAUUCUGAAGAGGGACAAUUCCAGCAUAGACAAAGAGGAAAACUUGCUGCGAAUGCGCUUGAAGGAGGACAGGAGGAGUAAGUCCAUCGAAGAGCGGGAGGAGGAGUAUCAGCGAGCCAGGGACAGGAUAUUUGCUCAAGAUGGUCCUGAUAGCUUCCCUUCUGACAAAAGGAUACAAGAAGAUGAUUGCUGUAACAGCAUACAGCAGAGACGGCAGAUAUUUAGGUUGAAAGACAGCCGGUCUGUGAACAGCCGGCAGAGCAGCUCGGAGAAUGAGCCCAAGUACUCUGAGCCGCGGCCGUGGAGCAGCACCGACUCGGACAGCUCCAACCGCAACCUCAGGCCGGCCAUGACCAAGGCCAACAGCUUCAACGGCAUCCCCGUGCUCAUGCGCGGAGACAGCUGCAGCAGUAGCAGGAGCACCGGGCGCCUCUCCAAGACCGGUUCUGACUCGUCUAGUAGUGUAGGCUCGUCCACGGGUUCACUCCCUCUCUCCCAGCCGCCCCUCCUCCCUGCCUUGCCUCUAACUCAGCCGGGCCCCAUAGCGCCCCUCAGCUACCCAACCGUCAGCCCCAGUGGCCCCGUGCCAUAUGAGGGAGGCCGGGGGGGCUCCUCCGCGCCGCCCAUGGCUAGCCCUAGCUACUAUUUUCUUCCUCUGGAAGCCACCGGGAUCUCCCCCGGCGGUUUCCUGGUGAACCCGCACACAGGCCAGCCCUUUGUGAAUGCGGAGGGCAGCGCUCUGCUCUACGGCCCCACCCUGGGCACUCAGCCUGGCAGGGCCCAGCAGCCCUCCCUCUCCCAUCCGCCUCCCCCAGCACCGUCUGGCCCUGCCAACCACGUCAUGUCCCAGUCUGCUCCUCCUCCGCCCGUCCGGCCCCUGCAGAUGGCCGCGCCGCCGUCCGUUCAGCCUGUCCACUACCUGGCCUCUUACCCGCCUCCGCUCCUCUCCGCCUCUCCUAACCAGCACUACACUGUGUCUGCCUUUAAGCCGCCUCUCACGCAUGCUCUGAUGGCUGUCCAUCCUCUGCGCUUCCACCAGCAAGAGAACCUGGGAGCUCACUUCAGCCACAUGAGCCUGGCACACCACCAGCCGCUGGGCAACGGCCGCGACGCGCACCCCCAUACUGCCAUGUACCCCUCGUCCGUCAUGCUGCAGGGCUCCCCGCAGCAGUCGGGCUACAUGGUGACACAAGCAGGGCCCCCCGGAGUGGCCCCCGCGGCCUACCCUGCCCAGGGCCCUGGGCCCCUCACCCAGUCCAUGCUGCCGCAGCAGCAGCAGCAGCAGCAGCAGCAGCAGCAGCAGCAGCAGCAGCAGCAGCAGCAGCAGCAGGGCUACAUGCAGCAGGCACUGCAGCAGAUGGCCUCGUGUUACUGUGCUCCGGCCCAGUACCCCGUCUCCAGCCAGCAGUACCGGCCUGUGGGCAACAUGCAGUACAGCAGCCCUCAGAACCAGACAAUGGCCGCCGCACCCCCACCCACCCAGCAGCCAGGUUAUCAAACUGUGAUGCCAAAUCAACCGCAGAGCUAUCAGAACAUGGUCGGGGUGCAGCAGCCCCAGAGCCAGAGCCUGGUCAGUGGCCAGCACAGCAAUAUGGGAACCCAAAUGCAGGGCAUGAUGGUCCAGUAUCCCUCCAUGCCAUCUUAUCAGGUAUCUCUUCCUCAAGGCUCACAGAGUGUGGGCCAGCAGCCCUAUCAACAGCAGAUCAUCAUCCCCAACCAGUCCUGCCAGGGUCCCAUGCCUGGCACGGGGGUUCAGGUCUACUACAGCGUUAUCCCACCAAGCCAACAGGGCACCAUUAGCUCCUCUGUGGGGUUUUUGCCUCCUCCAGGAACAGAGCAGAUGCCUUUCCCUCGCACGUCGUCCCCCUGCAGCUCUCAGCAGAUCCCUGCCCAGCAGUGUUCAGGUGUGCCGCAUCCUCCGCCCCCGGGCAGUGGGAUGGUGAUGAUGCAGCUGACCAUGCCCCAUAGCCAGCAGCCUAAGGCACACUCGCCUCCCCAGUGGAAGAACAACAAGUACUUCAGCCUGGACCACCAUAGGAACCACAAGACCACAGACCUCUCCAGCCUGGACACCUCGCAGAGUAGCCCUCAGCUGGGCAGCCCCUCCUCCUCUCCCUCCCAGUCCCCUGGCCCAGCCCACCUAACCAACAUGAAGGGCAUACGCCCAGGCAUCCCCACCUUUCCCAUCAUGCAGCAGUUUUCAAGACCCUUUGGUCCAGGUCAAGCUGACCCCAGGUAUCCCCUGCUUAGUCAGCCCCUCCAGUACAACCCUCAAGUCCGUCCUCCUCUACUCCACGCUCCACCUGUCAUGUCCAACCACCAGGGGCCUGGAGGGAUGCGGCAAGGAGGACGGGGGCGGAAGCAGCCAAGGAAAGCGCUUUCCGCAGAUCUCAGUGUAGGUGAAACAGUAAACGAACGAGUCCUGGAGGUGACGAACUUGCCGGCAGGCAUAGGCAGGACGCAGGCAGACCCGAUGUUCAGGGAGCUGUGACUUGACACUUCUGACACGGGCAGACAGGCAGUUGGGACUGGCCCUCUAAGUCCCAGGGGGGGGGGCUCUGGCGGCCAGCACAGUGCAUCGGUCCUCCAGCCAUCGCAGCCCUGGCCACCUCUGAAGCAGUCGGGGCCACCUGUCGCUCCAGACAGGUGGCACAGAGGGGCACUGUCUCACCACGCCAACCCGUGUCCUUACAGACUGGCUCUGAGCACAGGACACGGCAAGCCUCCCGACCUUCAAGCAGGCCAGCUUCCCAAUAAGUGGGACCUCAGUACCCUUCAACAACAACAACAACAACAACAACAACAACAACAACAACAACAACAACAACAUCACACAUAUAUAUAUAUACACACACAGCCACCAGAUCCCUCCCUCUGCCCUGUUAAUGCUCUGUUGCCAUGACUAUCUACAUUCUGUUCCAUUUAAAGUUAGCCUGUGAUAAGUUUGUAAUUAUUUAUCCCCUUUUGAUUUUUUUAAGAUGUGUGUUAGGUUGAGGUUUUUCUCUACCCACUGAAAAAGGAACAAAAAAUAAUAAAAAAAACUGAACCCACAUGAAUGUUAAAAAUAGACAGGAAAAAAAAAACGUGAAUCCUGAAAUAUUCAGCUCUCCUUCCAGAAAUGAUAGGAACAUGUCAAAAUGCAGCCUCAUAUAUUGUUUUGUUUGUUUGUUAUAAAGGAGGUUUUUUAUUUCUAAAUUUUAUUUGUGAAAUAUAUUUUCAGACCUGAACCUCAGUUCAAUGAUUGUUUAAUCCUGUACCCCCCCAGCCACGUUCACCCCCCCCCCCCCCCCUCCACAGGUGCUCUGAGCAAUGAUUACGCCAUCUCACUAGCCAGUGGUCACACAGUGUAGCCUGCAGCUGCACGUUGGGUCUCUGUUGUUGUGCCUUCUACCAGAGGUCUGCUUCUCUUCUCUCCACAGAAGAAAACGAAGACACCUCGGUGUCUGUUUUACAGUGAAGACCCACGUCGUGUUUUUUGUAAAUAAUUUAUAAAAAAAAAUGUCUAGAUAAUUGCUUCGUUUCUCAACGAAUGUUUGUAAAUCGCCCGAACACAAGCAAAAAGCUUGUGUGGAGCAGCCGCUAGAUAACCUCAUUUCACCAAAGCCAUCGACUCCUUGCGUUGCACAUAUUAUUGGUCAUUUUUCAACAGUUUCAAUCUGCCCUGACACAUGCCACCCUUAGACGGUGUGUAUUGUGUCAAACACUUCACUAUGAGGUCUUUAUAAAUUAUAUACCUUCUGGGUGACUGGAAAAAAAAUGUUUGCACAUUUAUACAAUUUGAGAUAUUAAAGAUAUAUAUAUAAAUAUA
Clupea harengus (Atlantic herring) is the source of this 5349-nucleotide messenger RNA. RefSeq names its product R3H domain-containing protein 1. NCBI's taxonomy places the organism in Eukaryota, Metazoa, Chordata, Actinopteri, Clupeiformes, Clupeidae. Gene Ontology annotation, molecular function: nucleic acid binding. The record is from RefSeq and is a predicted model, not a curated record.